This is a messenger RNA of Malassezia vespertilionis, 2031 nucleotides long. It is a transcript of the gene GUT2, whose product is annotated as glycerol-3-phosphate dehydrogenase. The coding region runs from base 1 to 2031 and encodes 676 amino acids. NCBI's taxonomy places the organism in Eukaryota, Fungi, Basidiomycota, Malasseziomycetes, Malasseziales, Malasseziaceae. The record is from RefSeq and is a predicted model, not a curated record. Gene Ontology annotation, cellular component: glycerol-3-phosphate dehydrogenase (FAD) complex; mitochondrion. The transcript has a single exon. Gene Ontology annotation, biological process: glycerol-3-phosphate metabolic process. Gene Ontology annotation, molecular function: glycerol-3-phosphate dehydrogenase (quinone) activity.
AUGCGAUCUGCAGUAGUUUUGACCGGCGCUGCGAUCGGUGCUUUGGCCGUCUAUGCGCUCACGCCGCGCAAAAGCUCUUACGAAGACACUGUGGCGCAGGACGUGCGGGCUGCGACGCACUGGUCGCCUCCGACACGUGAGCAAAUGAUUCAGGCGCUCGAGAAAUCUUCGACUGUCCAUCUCCGCACGGACGGCACCCUCGAGCGCAGCAAGUCGCUUUUGGUUCCCCAGCACCGUGCCCAAGGCAGCAGCCCCAUCCCUGAGGUGGAGCAUGCAUACCCCGUGCCCAAGGAAGGCGAAAAUGAUGAGGGCUUUGACUUGCUUAUUAUUGGCGGUGGUGCUACCGGUGCUGGUGUCGCGGUGGAUGCCGCCACGCGCGGUCUCAAGGUUGCGCUUGUCGAGCGCGACGACUUUGGCGCCGGCACUUCGUCCAAGUCGACCAAGCUUGUGCAUGGUGGUGUGCGCUACCUCCAAAAGGCCAUCAUGCAGCUCGACUAUGAUCAGUACAAGAUGGUGCGCGAGGCACUCAACGAGCGCAAGACGUUUUUGCACAUUGCUCCCUACCUGAGCGACUCUCUCCCCAUCCUCAUUCCUGCCUACAGCUGGUGGAAAGUUCCGUACUACUGGAUUGGCACCAAGAUGUACGACCUGAUUGCUGGCUCGCAAAAUAUGAGUGCUAGCUACAUGGUCAGCCGUAAAAAGGCGCUCGAGCUUUUCCCCAUGCUCCGCACGCACAAUCUCGCCGGCGGUGUCGUCUACUACGACGGCCAGCAGAACGACACGCGCAUGAAUAUUGCGCUGAUUCUCAGCGCAAUCCAGCAUGGCGCUGUUGCGACGAACCACACCGAGGUGGUGAAGCUGAACAAGUCGCCCAGGUCAGACGGCAAUGGCGAGCGCAUCACAGGCGCCCGGAUACGCGACAGGUUCACGGGCGAUGAGUUUGACGUGCGUGCCAAGGGUGUCAUCAAUGCGACGGGUCCUUUCUGCGACUCCAUUCGCAAGAUGGACAUACCGACGGUACCCGAAAUUGUCGUUCCUUCGUCCGGUGUGCACAUUACCUUCCCCGGCUACUUUAGUCCCCGCAGCAUGGGUCUGCUCGACCCUGCCACCAGCGACGGUCGCGUGAUUUUCUUCCUCCCCUGGCAGGGCUCGACGAUUGCCGGCACUACGGACACUGCAGCCAAGGUUGAGGAUCAGCCGAUUCCCGGCGAACAGGAAAUCAUGUGGAUUUUGGACGAGGUGCGCAACUACUUGAACGCAGACGUGACGGUUAAGCGCUCCGACGUGCAGAGCGCAUGGAGCGGUCUCCGCCCCUUGGUCAAGGACCCCAACGCCAGGGACACGCAGAGCCUUGUGCGCAACCACUUGAUCACCGUUUCAGACAAUAACUUGCUCACGAUUGCAGGCGGAAAAUGGACAACGUACCGCGAGAUGGCCGAGGAAACGGUGGACCGUGCGAUUCAGCUGUUUGAUCUCAAGCCCUUGCGCGCUUGCAUCAGCAAGAACGUGCGCUUGAUUGGUAGCCACGAGUGGUCGAGGACCAUGUAUGUGCGUCUGCUGCAAGAGUACGGCUUAGAUCAGGAUGUUGCCAUGCAUCUCUCGACGUCGUACGGCGACCGUGCAUGGAGUGUGCUUGCGAUUGCGGAGGAAACUAGCCAACGCUACCCAAAGACGGGCAUUCGCCUUGACUCGCAGCACCCCUACAUUGAGGCCGAGGUUCGCUACGCGACCCGUAUGGAGUAUGCUGCCAAGGUCGCCGACUUUAUCGCGCGCCGCUCGCGCUUGUCGUUCCUCGACACGCAAGCGACCAUUGAGGCGCUUCCGCGUGUGAUUGAUAUUAUGGGCGAGGAGCUUAACUGGACAGAGACGCGCAAGCUGGAAGAGUUCAAGGAGGCCAUCUAUUUCCUUGCAAGCAUGGGUGUCGAUCCAUCCAGGUGCGCAGAGCUUGCUAGUGUGCCGCUUGUCGAUGCGCGCCGCUGGAGCGAGACUGGUUCGACUCGCGUCCCAUCCGUCGUAACGCCCUCUGCCUGA